AUGUCUGCAACUGAGGUAAUACAGAGGAUCACUCCUCCCUCCCCUGCUCAUUGUCUUCGCAGAGCAGAUGAUGGGCAGUUGAAGGUACGAGUGGUGGCAAGAAUACGUCCAUUACUUCCUAAAGAAAUUAAGGCAGGCAAGGGGAAACCCAAAUCUUGUUUAACUGUAAAAAAACCCAAUGGAGAUUCAGAAAUGGAACAUGUACUUCAUAUUGAGGAAGAUGAAACCAACAGUAAAGCCUCUUAUAAAUUAGAUUUUUGCUACGAUCAAGAAGAUGGGGUGGCACAGAUUUUCACUAGAGAAGUUGAAGGCCUAUUAGCAGGGUUGUUCAGGGGUUGUAAUGCUACUGUAUUUGCCUAUGGUGCGAGCGGUAGUGGCAAAACACACAUAAUGCAGGGAGACAAAAAAGCAACUGGUCUUAUGUCUCGAGCAAUUAGCAGCCUUCUAUCAAAAGUCAACAACUCAGAGAGUAGAGUAGACAUUUCCUACUAUGAAGUUUAUAUGGACAAAUGCUAUGAUCUCUUGGGGCCCAAGACCAAAUCACAGGUUCCCAUUUCAUUGUUUGAAGACUCUGAGGGUCAUGUCCAGCUCCUGGGGCUACAAAAACUUAGGGUUUCUUCUGUGCAGGAAUUUGAGCAGAUACUGAGUUAUGGGUGUCUAGGUAGGAAGAUGGGCCACACAGCCUUGAAUCAUGUGUCCAGUCGCAGCCAUGGAGUGCUUGUCAUUUGGGUCACCUGUGGAAAUGUUGUUGGAAAGCUUAAUCUUAUUGAUCUUGCAGGUAAUGAGGACAACAGAAGAAGUAAAAAUGAGGGAAUUAGUCUCAAGGAAAGCUCUAAAAUUAACCAGUCACUUUUUGCCCUGUCAAAUGUUAUCCACGCUUUGAAUGCCAAUGAGAAGAGAGUGCCAUACAGAGACAGCAAGUUAACUCGUAUAUUGCAGGACUCACUGGGAGGAACAAGCCGUACUUUGAUGAUUGCAUGCUUGAAUCCAGUUUCCUUCUCUGAAGCCUUGCACACACUCAGCCUUGCAGGCCGCUGUACCCAAAUGGUAAAUCAUGAUGUCAAAGCCAAGGUAGACUGCAAGCUGAUCAAACCCAAACAGAGUUUGAAUGCAAAAGGAAUAUCCUGUUCUGAGGUUGAAGGGCCUAAAAGUGACGGUAACUACAAAUUGAGAAAUUGCAGUUCAGUUUUGAACACCCCUCAUCCAACAUCUAAAGGAAAAUCCCGUCUUGAGGUUGAAGGGCCCAAAAGUGAUGGUAACUACAAAUCGAGUCAUCUCACUUCAGUUUUCAAUAUCUCUCAUUCAAUAUCUAAAGGAAAAUCCUGUGUUGAGGUUGAAGGGUCCAAAAUUGAUGGCAACUACAAAUCGAGUCAUUCCAGUUCAGGUUUCAACACUUCCCAUCCAACAGCUAAAGGAAAAUCCUAUCUGGUUGAAGAGCCCAAAAGUGAUGAUAACUACAAAUCGAGUUGUCCCAUUUCAGUUUUCUACCCUUCCCAUCCAACACCUAAAGGAAAAUCCUGUCCUGAGGUUGAAGGACCCAAAAGUGGUGUUAACUACAAAUUGAAUCAUCCCCAUUCAGUUUUCAACACAUCGCAUCCAACACCCAAAUAUAGAAGAGAUUAUGAUUGGAAAAUAUUUGUAGCAAGUUACAAUGUGGACCAUCUUUAUAAGAUGAUGUUUAAGAAUAGCUUUGAAGAGAGCCAACUAGUUUGCAGCACCAGCUGA
This is a messenger RNA of Cryptomeria japonica (Japanese cedar), 1725 nucleotides long. Its product is annotated as kinesin-like protein KIN-10C. The record is from RefSeq and is a predicted model, not a curated record. Gene Ontology annotation, biological process: mitotic spindle organization; microtubule-based movement. Lineage: Eukaryota; Viridiplantae; Streptophyta; Pinopsida; Cupressales; Cupressaceae. The coding region runs from base 1 to 1725 and encodes 574 amino acids. Gene Ontology annotation, molecular function: ATP binding; microtubule motor activity; microtubule binding. The transcript has a single exon.